AUUUCAUUUCAUUGGAUAACACACAAAGCUAUCAUCUCUAUUUUCUCUCUGCAAUUUCAUCAAACACCAUCCAUGGCUUCAACCUGCGCCCCUCCUUCCUCCCUCAUGCUCGCCCACCCUCAAGACCUUUCUCCUUCUCUCCGCUUCUUCCUUCCUAGGCCUUCUUCUAGAACCUUCUCCUCCUCUUCUUCUUCUUCCCCUUCCUUCUCCCCUCUUCUUUCCAAGCCUCCUACAAGGUGGCUCCAUGUUACCUUCCACAGGGAGCCUUUCUCCGCUGUUCUCGCCGCUUUGGCUGCCGAGGUCGAGGUAGCGGAGACCGUCGACGACACCGACGAGGUCGACGGAGCUCAAGCCUCUGAUGGCUCUGCCACCGCCACACCGGUCACCACUAUCAAGCCUAAGAAGGGAAAGGCUGCAUUGCCUCUCAAGAGGGACAGGACGAGGUCUAAGAGGUUCUUGGAAAUUCAACAAUUGAGAGAGCGUAAGAAAGACUACGACUUGAAGACAGCAAUAUCUUUGGUCAAAGCAACGGCUAAAACCAAGUUUGUAGAAACAGUAGAAGCCCAUUUCCGCCUCAACAUUGACCCCAAAUAUAAUGAUCAGCAGUUAAGAGCAACGGUAAAUCUGCCAAAGGGAACUGGGAAGCCGGUUAAAGUGGCUGUUCUAACUCAAGGUGCAAAAUUUGAUGAAGCAAAAAAUGCUGGAGCUGAUUUGGUGGGUGGAGAGGAUCUGAUAGAACAGAUAAAAGGAGGGUUCAUGGAAUUUGACAAGUUGAUUGCUUCUCCAGAUAUGAUGCCUAAGGUGGCUAGCCUAGGGAAGAUUCUGGGUCCAAGAGGACUGAUGCCAAAUCCAAAAGCUGGCACUGUAACAGCUAAUAUACCUCAGGCCAUAGCAGAAUUCAAGCAGGGGAAAGUUGAAUACAGAGCAGAUAAAACUGGAAUUGUGCACUUACCCUUUGGAAAAGCCGACUUUUCGGAGGAGGAUCUACUUGUAAACUUGCUUGCUGCAGUAAAAUCAGUUGACACAAACAAACCAUCGGGCGCUAAAGGUGUGUACUGGAAGAGUGCCCACAUAUGUUCAGCAAUGGGACCUUCAAUCAGGUUAAACAUCAGGGAGAUGCUUGAUUACAGACCAGAUGCAUGAAGAAAUAGUGAGCAACCUGUGUAAAUGCUUGUUUUGAUUUGGUCAGCUUUUCUGGGUGCCCUUGUCAGAUCUUUGCCAACUGGUUUAGCCAAAAAAUGAUGUUACCGAAGUUGCAUACAAGGGGAUAUACUUUGGUGGUUAUAGCUUUUAAAAAAAAUACGUUGCACCAAAAGUAUAUGAAACACUACAUAGUCUUUGACCACCUCUUGAGGAUUUUUACCUUGUAUUACUUUGUAGCUAACACCCAAUAUUUUAAUUAUAUUUUUCUUUUCCUGGCAAUAAAUUUUCAAUUUUUACAA
This is a messenger RNA of Arachis stenosperma, 1442 nucleotides long. RefSeq names its product 50S ribosomal protein L1, chloroplastic. Lineage: Eukaryota; Viridiplantae; Streptophyta; Magnoliopsida; Fabales; Fabaceae. The record is from RefSeq and is a predicted model, not a curated record. Gene Ontology annotation, cellular component: large ribosomal subunit. Gene Ontology annotation, molecular function: RNA binding; structural constituent of ribosome. Gene Ontology annotation, biological process: translation. The transcript is spliced from 7 exons. Bases 73 to 1143 code for a protein of 356 amino acids.